AUGAAGAGUUUCACACUUUCCGUUAUGGCUUCGGCCUUGAUUGCUGGCGCUGUCGCUACCGACCCACAUGUCAAACGACAAGCCGAGAUUCUUGCAAGUUUGCCAGCGUGUGUGCAAAACUGCUUGCUCACCGCGUUCUCUGAACACGGCACUUCUUGCUCUCCGACCGACUUUUCUUGUCUCUGCUCGUUGUCCGACUUCAUCAUGGCCUCAGGUAACUGCUACCUAACCUGCGACGCCGCCGAUCAAGCAGCCGGUAUGGAUUUUGGCAAAAAGAGCUGUGCAUCUGUCGGAAUUACGCUCCCAGAUCUUCCCGGCGGUGCUGCUCCUUCUGCUCCUGCUACUCCUGCCGCUCCUGAGACUCCCGCCGCUCCUGCUCCUUCCGCCGCUCCUGCUGCUCCGGUCAAACCUACCACCCCUGAGGCCACUCAUCCCGCACUUCCAGAAACCCCCUGUGUUUGGUUACCCAAGUCUAUGCACCCGACCGCUCACAAUGGCACUGGUUCUACCUCUAGCAUGAUGAACUCCACCAUGGAUGUUACCUUCAACGUCACCAUCGUUGGAGCCCACAACCUUGGCCUCAACACCAGCACCUGGAACGGAUUACCUGUGUGCCCUGAAACCUGUAACACAACCUCUGCUCCUACCAUGCCGAUGACCCCUGCUACUCCAGCAGCACCAGUUACACCAGCUGCACCAGCAAAGAACACUUCCUACACUGCUGUUGAUGCUAGCUCUUCAGCUUCCAAGAAAGAGCUCACCAUCUCUGCUACCGUCAUUGUUGCUCUUGUCGGGUUUUUCUUUUUCUAA
This is a messenger RNA of Melampsora larici-populina 98AG31, 810 nucleotides long. RefSeq lists its product as uncharacterized. The coding region runs from base 1 to 810 and encodes 269 amino acids. NCBI's taxonomy places the organism in Eukaryota, Fungi, Basidiomycota, Pucciniomycetes, Pucciniales, Melampsoraceae. The record is from RefSeq and is a predicted model, not a curated record. The transcript has 4 exons.